AAAAAAAAUUGGUGGUGGCAGAAAGAAAACAAAAAAAAGAAGAAGGCAGUUGCUUUUGGGAAGGCCAUGGCGGCGUGGCAGAGCUGUAAUUCUGCGUCUUUAAUGCAAAAUUGAAGAAGCCGAUUUAUCAUCCAUCUCUUAAAAAACCCCUCUCUUUCCUCUCUCUCUCUCUCUCUCUCACAAAAGAUAAAACCAUCGAUCCAUUCCAACUCCAUAAUAAUUAAAAACCGCCUCUUUCUCUCUCGAGCUAGCUUAUUGUUAAAUUCUCCACAUGCAAAAACUCGGCAGCGGUACGAUUGUGUCUGAUUCGGCCAGAAAUCAGAAGCUGUCUGCCUCAAAACCCACAUUUCUACACUCCCAAAAACAGCAACAAUUAAAGCGUGCUGCUUCCUUAUCAAGGCUAUGGACGCUGCCCAAUUAACCACCGCAAACGGAACAGCAACAUGGCCGGCUUUUUCUCACUAGGAGGCGCCGGCGCCACCACCCGCCCCGAUCAACAAUCCACCACCACAAACAACAACCACCCCGAAAACUGGUUCUUAUUCCGGAAUGAAGAGAUUCCUUCUUACAAGGGUUUCGAGCUCUGGCAGCCCCAGCCCUCGAAUCCCCCCCCGCAGCAAGCGGAGAAUUUCCUGCAGCGGGGUGAGGCUGUGAGAAGUCAUCACCACCCGCUGCAGGAUCUGUACGAUUCUGCAGGGGGGCUGGCGGUGGGGCCCAGCCGGGGAGGGGGAUUCAGCAUCGGCGAUGAGCAAUCGCCGAGAUCGGGGUUCCUGAUGAUGAGGAGCGGCGGGGGAGGAGGGGUCAGCUGCCAGGACUGCGGGAACCAGGCGAAGAAGGACUGCUCGCACAUGAGAUGCAGGACUUGCUGCAAGAGCCAAGGGUUUCAGUGCCAGACUCACGUGAAGAGCACGUGGGUCCCCGCUUCCAAGCGAAGAGAGCGACGACAACAACCACAACCACAGCAGCAGCAACAGAGUGUGGAAAGGGAGAGGGAGAGCGCCAAGCGGCACCGGGAGACGUCUCCCAGUCCGCUUGUGUGCAUUCGCAUCCCCUCAGCCACCGUCACUGGGUUGGAAUUGGGGAAUUUCCCGCCGGAAGUGAGCGCGGAGGCGGUUUUCCGGUGCGCGAGAGUGAGCGCAAUGGACGACGCGGAGGAGCAAUUCGCGUACCAGACCGCCGUCAACAUCUCCGGCCAUGUCUUCAAGGGAAUUCUAUACGAUCAAGGCGGAGAAAGCCAGUACAUCGCCGGAGAGACCUCUUCCGACGCUUCCGCAGCUCAUCAACACCUCAAUUUGAUCAAUGUUUCUUCCGCCACCGCAACGUCGGCCACAAUCACCACCUCCUCCGCUGCAGCAGCUCCUUUUCUCGAUCCUUCUUUAUUUCCGCCUCAAGUUAACAACAGCUUCAUCGCCGGUACGCAAUUCUUCCCACGACCCCCAAGAAAUUGAGAGAUUUCCACCACAUUUAUCCUCUCUCUCUCUCUUUCUCUCUUUCUCAUAGUGUGUUUGUUGAAAGGGGAAAUUAUUGUACUAGAGAGACAAAAAGAAGCAGGAAACGAGGGGAUUGUGUUUGAUUUUUAGUUCGCAUUUCGAUGCACAUCUUCAAAUUCUAUCUAUCUUCUUCUUCCAUUUCAAUUUACCAUAAAAAAAAUGUUUCUAUUUUUCGCUCUAAA
Messenger RNA from Salvia splendens (bonfire salvia), 1672 nucleotides. Its product is annotated as protein EXPRESSION OF TERPENOIDS 1-like. The coding region runs from base 444 to 1448 and encodes 334 amino acids. The record is from RefSeq and is a predicted model, not a curated record. Lineage: Eukaryota; Viridiplantae; Streptophyta; Magnoliopsida; Lamiales; Lamiaceae. The transcript is spliced from 2 exons. Gene Ontology annotation, biological process: positive regulation of DNA-templated transcription. Gene Ontology annotation, cellular component: nucleus. Gene Ontology annotation, molecular function: DNA binding; DNA-binding transcription factor activity.